AUGUCAAUGUUAGAUGAUAGUAAUACAGUUUCAUGUAUUACAAAAGGUGGAGAUGUAUUUGAAUUCGAUACGUCAUUUGAAUCUUGUAGUAAAUAUGGUUUUUUCAAUGGUGAUUUAGUUGAAACUUCUGCUGGUCAAGGUUUAGUUGUUGGUGUAAGAGAUAAUCAAUUGUGGUUUGAAAUAUUCGGUCACGACGGUGCGUCCUAUUGGGAUAAUGGAGAUGAUUAUCAUGACCUGGUGAAUAAAGUUAAAGUGAAAUUGUUAUCUUUCAAUAAUAUAGAAGGAGAAGAAGAAAAAGAGAAGAAUAAGAGGAACAAAAAGAAGAAGAAUUCCAAUAGCAAGAUAGUUAAAGACAACAGCUAUUAUUAUUCACAGUUUAGUGAUGGUAGCAACCAUCGUUGUAAUAAUACAACAUGUAGAGAACAACACCAUACCGAUGUCAUUCGAAGAGUUCUAUGUCAGAAGUACUUGUUUCGAUAUAUCAUAAAGUCAUUCGACAUCUUUGCCUAUCGAUCUGGCGAUACGACUACCACCAAUAUUGUAGAUGCCAAUUGGAUGAUUACCAAUGGUCAUUUCGGUCUGUUGGCAGAUAAGAUAAGAGAUGGCGCCAAUCUUUCCUAUGAUUAUUGGUUUGAAGCCAGAUUAUGUAAAUCGUUGGAUAAUAUGCCACUAAAUAUCUUUGUGCACUUGUUUCCUCGGUAUAAAGAGCAGAUACUACGAGAGAAGGAGGUCUUUGCGGGAAUUAUUGAAGUUGUUUUUCAAUUUGGUCGCAAGGAUAUUGCUGACUUUAUACAAUCGGAAUUUGGAUCUUUGUUUAUCGUUUUUCCAGAGGUGGCCAAACGUGCAUUCAUCCUUUGCUGUCACAUACAAUCACGUUGA
Messenger RNA from Heterostelium album PN500, 879 nucleotides. RefSeq lists its product as uncharacterized. The coding region runs from base 1 to 879 and encodes 292 amino acids. The record is from RefSeq and is a predicted model, not a curated record. Lineage: Eukaryota; Evosea; Eumycetozoa; Acytosteliales; Acytosteliaceae. The transcript has 3 exons.